UAUCACUACAUUACCAACUAAGACGCUGCCCAGUGAACUCGCAUUGGUCACCAACACAACAUAAAAAUCCGUUGUAUUAAAAAUUAACAAAUGAGUGUGUUGAUAAACUAUGACAGUGAAUUUUAGUUUUAAAAAUAAGUUAUUAUAUACAAGUUUAUGUUAAAAUGAAGUACAUAGUGAUAUUAUUUGUGAUGUGCAUAGUUUUAAGGAAUGUCGCGGCAGUUCUCUCCUCAGAAGAGAUCACAGGAAUAAGUGAGUCAUGUUGUUCUCACGUGGAAACGAUGUUCGUUGGCUUCAAAUCGUCUGCUGAGUGUGCUGCCACUGAUCCUCCGGAUUACAUAGGUCCCGAUGAAAUAGACAUCUGUCGAGAUGCGAUCAGCCGAUGUUGUGAUGAUUUCUUCAAACAGAAGAGUGAUUGUUCAGACGGAAUGAAGUAUGCGAAAACAAAAAGAUGUAAUAUACCAAAGUCUCCAAUGGGAAAGACUUGCUGCGAUGAAUGCUCUUUCGGAAUAUUAACCGGAGAGUCCCAGGACGAGGGUGCAUGUGGUGGUCCAGCUGAUGAAUAUGUCGCACCAACCACGGCGUUGAGGAACAAUGCGUACUACCAGUGCUGUAUAGAAGCUGCCAAACAGCCGACAACCACUGAAAAGAAAAUUGAAACAACUACUGAAAGAAAAGUAUUGACAACGGAAAAGAAGAAAGAGAAAUGCAAAAAGGACUCUUGUGAACAUAUUUGUAACGAUGAAGAUGGCAGUAUUAGAUGUCACUGUCGUGAAGGGUACAGAUUGCAAGCAGAUAAAAAGUCUUGUAAAGAUAUAAAUGAAUGUGCAGAAGCUUUAGAUGAUUUGUGUACGGCAGAAAAUACUGUCUGUCACAAUACAGCCGGAGCUUUUAAAUGCGUCCCCAUUAAGAAACGAGCAGCGGGGCUCAGCUGCCCUGCUGGCUUCAAGAAAAACAUCAAGAGUCAAGUCUGUGAUGAUAUAAAUGAAUGUCAACAUCCUCGACCCCCUUGUCCAAAGUAUCUUUGCGAGAAUACAAUAGGAGGUUAUAAGUGUGCUGGUAAGCCGGGCAAACCGUACACAGAGGACUCCGCUGACGCAACCACCGUGGGUGCUGGUAACAUUGAUACUACUCCAAGGAAUGAUAUAUGUCCAGUGGGCUUCAGAGCGGGUCCAGAUGACGAAUGUCUUGACAUCGAUGAGUGCGAAGAACGUUUGGACGACUGUCAACGUCUGUCACAACAUUGCAUCAACACUCAUGGCAGUUUCUUCUGUCAGGACCACGUCUCCAAACGAUGUACUCCAGGAUUCAAAGUUAACGAUGUUACUGGAAUAUGCGAAGAUAUAAACGAAUGCGAAGAUGCUAUGCAAGUGUGUAAACGUACUGAAGUGUGCAUCAAUUUACCAGGCGCAUACAACUGCAAGUCUAAGAUCAGCACACUGCCCAAGCUUGCAACAAAAACAUGCCAAGAGGGUACCAGAAUGCGACCUGGUGGAACAAUAUGCGAAGACAUAGACGAGUGCCGAGAAGGUACACAUCUAUGUGAUGAGUUCCAGAAUUGUAUCAAUACUUAUGGUGCACACGAGUGUCGUUGUAAGAACGGCUUCGAACUGGACCCAUCAUCUGGGUCUUGUGUUGAUGUUGAUGAAUGUUCAUUGAAGUUGGACAACUGUUCCCCGGGUACGUACUGCUUGAACACUUUGGGCUCGUAUAUAUGUACCCAUCGGGCACCGACCACCAGUACCACGACUACCACUGUCUCACCAUCAGACUACGAGUACUAUUCCGAAGAAGACAAUUCAACCUAUGAAACUGGAGAAACUGAGCCAAUACCUCCAACUACGAGUUCAACUACGCCUAGACCUACAAGACCUCCACCUAGACCCAUACCAAGACCAACACCUAGACCGACCACUACCCCUAGAACCACCACUACCCCUAGAACCACCACUUCUACUACACCAGUAACAACAACAACAACAACAAGGACGACAACUACGUCUACUACACCAUUUCCUAUUAGACCGCCUCCUACUAGACCAUUACCUCCGUAUCCCGGUCGCUAUCCACCUAGAACUCAAACUCCUACUACAUCCAGUACUCCUUAUACUAAUAAACCUGAAAGACCUAUUUACACACGACCCACAACUUCUACCCCAAGAAGACCUUACCGGCCCCAAGAUAGACCGACAAGACCAGAUGAACCUGCAAGGGGAUCUGAAGAUGUGCCAGAAGAACCGCCUAGGAGGCCUGAAGAUAGACCAAGACCUGAGGCUCCUUCAACGGAUGUUACUCCAAGACGGCCUAGUUAUUCUAGAAGGCCUUAUGAUCCAAGAAGACCAGAUCGCAUGAGACCUGAAGAUAGGCCGAGAGAAACUACUAUUACUUCUACUACUACCACUACUCCGAAACCGAAUGAAACUAAUCCUGAUAUAGACCUAAACAAUUUGCAUUGUUUAUAUGGUUACGAGAGGGAUGAAUAUGGAAACUGCGUAGACGUGAACGAGUGUGAAGCGAACCGGCACGUAUGCAGUUCUCUGGAGAUGUGCGUGAAUAGGGACGGUGGAUACAUCUGCGAGUGCAUACCAGGAUUCCAGCGGGAUGCCUCCGGCUGGUGCACGACCAUUACCACCACUUCCACCACUUCCACUACUACCACUUCCACCACUACAGCCAGAACAACAACUGAGUCUACUACGACAGCAGUCACGACACCUCGUUGGCGGUAUACGCCGAGACCUCGCCCUUACUCGCCACCGCCUGUAACCUGCGACUUCGGGUACACAUACAGUUCUGAGCAAGGAAGAUGUGUUGAUGUUGAUGAAUGUGCCAGAAAUCAACAUUCAUGCUCUCACAAUGAGGAGUGCGUCAAUGUGAACGGUGGAUACAACUGUGUAUGUGGGAAGAAAUGUCGAGCUGAGAACGAGGGGCCUAAUGUUUACUAUCCUGUAUCACCAAACCGGGAGCCGCGGCCAGAACCGACUUACCCUACUCCUGCGUCUGAUGACGACAUCAACACCAUUACUGUCGGGGCACAGUAUGGGCAACAAGGUCCGCGCCAAAUGAGAGCCGGCUACUCCAGAGUUAACUAUGGGAGCGUAUACACGUGUCGUUGGGGUUAUAAGCUCACUCCUGACAAACGGUGUAUUGACAUCGACGAAUGCGCUAGAAACGAGUCCCAAUGUGGGCCACAGCAGACAUGUGAGAACUUCUACGGCGGGUAUUCAUGCAAGUGUCCCAAAGGACACAAGCUGUACAACAGGCAGGAUCAGUGCGAAGAUAUAGACGAGUGCUACUAUGGAUCCCCUUGUUCGUACAACGGUAAAUGCGUCAAUACAGUAGGUUCGUAUCGGUGCGAGUGCAGCGAAGGUUUUCGUAAUGCACCCUCAAAUGACAAGGUGUGUGUCGACAUUGACGAGUGCACGGAGAAUCCUGGUAUUUGUGAGCACGACUGCACCAACACGUGGGGAGGGUACCGCUGUUACUGCAAACGGGGAUAUAGGCUGGACGCUAAUAACAGGACGUGUGUGGACGUGGAUGAAUGCAAGGAGUGGUCGAUGUCGCGGUUACGAGGGCGGCUCUGCAGCGGCGAGUGUGUCAACGAGCCGGGCAGCUACCGGUGCUCCUGCCCUCCUGGCUACAAACUCGGGGACGACCUCAACAGUUGUAUAGACAUCGACGAGUGCGAAACAGGUGUAGCUACGUGUGCUUACUCUAAGCGACCAGGUGAUGUCUGCCAGAAUACCCGUGGCAGCUACCACUGCCAUCGCAUCGAAUGCCCGAGUGGCUACAGACUAGAAUCCAAGCACCGAUGCGUUCGAAUCCAGCGCACGUGUCCGAUAUCGGACUGGUCGUGCUUGCAACAGCCCAGCGCUUACAGCUACAAUUUUAUUACGUUUGUAGCGAACAUCUAUAUGCCUUCAGGAAGGGUGGAUUUGUUCACGAUGCACGGCCCCGCAUGGAGGGAUUCCGUGGUGACAUUCGAGUUAAGAAUGAUUAAUUCGCAGUCAUCAUCGCGCUCUAUUGAACCAGCACAACUGGCAUGUUUCGACAUGCGGCCAACGAACAACAUGUGCCUAAUUUCGUUGCUGUGCUCGCUGCCGGGUCCACAGGUUGUGGAAUUAGAACUCACCAUGUCUUUAUACCAGCACGAUCAGUUCGCAGGCAGCGCGGUCGCCAGACUCAUCAUUAUCGUCUCUGAAUACGAGUUCUAAGCUUUGAAUCUGUAGAAACGGGAGAUAACAAAGCCUUACACGAAUCACAGUAGUAUUUGCUUUACAUAAUCCGCCAAAUUUAAUAGGCCUCUCAUGCUAACUGCGUAAUAUUAACGGACAAGUGUAUUUACAUAAGCGGGUUAUGGAAAGCAAAUUAUGUUUCAAGCAAUUUUAUAUUGCGAGGCAUUUCACCUUUCUCCUCUCCAUAAGUUUCCAAAACUAUCCGCUAGAGGCGCAGUUGUUUUAAAUAUAAACUAAUCGAAUAUACGUAAAUCUCCACUUGCACUUUGUACUCUGUACUAGUGACUAUAUUCAUCAUCAUCAUUUCAGCUGUUAUUAUUAACUUCACUGCUAAACAUAGGCCUCCCUUAGAUUGAAGGGUAGAGGUAAGGAC
Messenger RNA from Galleria mellonella (greater wax moth), 4608 nucleotides. RefSeq lists its product as uncharacterized. The record is from RefSeq and is a predicted model, not a curated record. Gene Ontology annotation, molecular function: calcium ion binding. NCBI's taxonomy places the organism in Eukaryota, Metazoa, Arthropoda, Insecta, Lepidoptera, Pyralidae. The transcript is spliced from 24 exons. Bases 165 to 4214 code for a protein of 1349 amino acids.